AUGGAGCCUUCCCCAUUUAAUAGGAGACAAUGGAGUUCACAGUCUUUAAAAAUCACUGCGAAGGAGCUUUCUCUGGUCAACAAGAACAAAUCAUCAGCUCUUGCGGAGAGGUUCUCCAAGUAUCAGAAAGCAGCUGAAGAAGCAACUGCUGAGAAAAGAAGAAGUAACGCAGAAAAUCUUCCCCCUCAUUUUAAAAGGGGGAAUCUGAGCGUGCUAAAGAAGAAGUGGGAGAAUCCAGCACUGGGAGUGGAGUCUCGGAAGGAAACGCUGCGAAGCAGCUGUGCUGAGGUGAGGCACAAGGUCUCCAGCCCCGGGCUUGGAACCGGGAGCAGCAGCGCUUCUUCCCCGGACGCAGAGCGAAGCCCCGGGGCUGGUGCCACAUCUGACACCCAGGCCCCGUCGGGCACCCCUGGCCAGCUGCAGUGUCCCGGCGGUGACAGCGGAAAGUCCAAAAGCCACUUGGCGGACAGUGGGAAAAUGGAAAACUGUCUGCGAGAGUGCAGAGAGGUGGAAAAGCCUGAAGCCAGCGAAAACACGGACUCUUCGGGGAAGAUCGAGAAAUACAGCGUUCCUCUGAACAAACUCAAGAUGAUGUUUGAAAAGGGGGAAGCGGCUCAGAGCAAGGUCCCCAGAGACCAGAGGAAGACAGCAGUCGGCAGGAGGAUUUCUGAUAACAGCGUCUCUUCGGAGGACUUUGAUGUGGGCCAAGGAGAGAAAAGCCAUAAUACAUCAGGGCAUCUUGUAGAUACCAGUCCAGCGCUCAGCCCGGAUAAGGCAGAGCCCAAGAAAAGCCUGGACAUGCCUCGCCUGACAGAAACUUCCAUAAAGGACAGGCUGGCGAAGUAUCAGGCAGCUGUGUCCAAGCAGGGCAGCUCCACAAGCCUCAUUUCUACGAAUGAGAUUCAAGCCAGUGAAAGUGAACUCGAGAAUUACAAAUCUGAGCAGAAGGAGAAUUUGCCACCCAGUCUUGAGGACUCCAUUUCCUGGCAGGAUGGGGAGAAGGUUUCUGUGGGAGAGAACAGCUUGUCUUCCCACUCUGCUCUUCUAGAGGAUGGCAAUGUUGGACAAACCUUGGAGAAUGAGACAGAAAUUCAGAAACCUGUCAGCGCAAAGCAGCAAAGCUUUGGUUCUAAAGCAGCUGGCCAGACAGAUGCAUCUCUGCCAAAAGCAGUGAAGAAAUUUCAGUUGCCAAUGAAGGAAACCUGCGUUGGGUGUCAGAAGACCGUGUACCCGAUGGAAAGGCUCCUUGCCAACCAGCAGGUGUUUCACAUCAGCUGUUUCCGCUGUUCCUAUUGCAACAGUAAACUCAGUCUUGGGACAUAUGCGUCUCUGCGUGGGAAUAUUUACUGCAAGCCUCACUUCAAUCAGCUCUUCAAAUCGAAAGGCAAUUACGAUGAAGGCUUUGGGCACAAACAACAUAAGGAAUUAUGGGCAGGCAAAACUGAGUGUGAAGAAUCCCCAGAGAAAACUGUCCAUGGUGUAAAUGCAACAGAAAGUCCGCAAAGCCCAGGAGUAGAGGAUGCCCCAAUUGCAAAAGUGGGAGUUCUGGCAGCCAGUAUGGAAGCAAAAGCUUCGGCUUUGCCUGAAAGAGAAGAGAGACCUGCAGAAACCAAAAAGCUCCGGAUUGCCUGGCCACCUCCAUCUGACCAAAGUACUCAAGGAAGUGCCUUAGAUGAGGGCAUCAAAGUAUUCAAACCCAAAUGGCCCCCAGAAGAAGAGAUUUCCAAGCCAGAUGUGCUGGAGGAUGUGGAUCUGGAUCUCAAAAAGUUAAGACGGUCUUCCUCGCUGAAGGAAAGAAGUCGUCCCUUUACAGUAGCAGCGUCAUUUAGAACAAUAUCUGUUAAAGGCCAUAAACCAGAGAAUUCAUCUUCUCCGUCUAAGGCAGAGAGAGACGCAUUGAAAAGAAGUGAGGAACUGGAGAGAGAGGUGGUGGUAGAGAAAAAGCAGAAGGAAAAGAAGGUUGAGAAUAGGAACAGCCUGAAUGCUGAAGAGAGAAACACAGAGGAAGAACGGGAGUUGUCUGGUAUCAAAACAGUAGAGCACAACUUUGUAGAAAAUGGCCAGGUGAAUGCAGAGACGGAUGAGGAAGAACACACUAUGGAAGAGCAGGGAAUUCCAAACGAAGAGUUCCUCGAACCAAAUUCUCCUAAAUAUCCCAGCUUAGCCAAUGUCGUGACUGCUAAGGAAUCAUCUCCCAGCCAGAACCGCAAAUCCCAAGAUGUUGGUUUCUGGGAGGGUGAAGAUAUGGAAGAUUUAUCUGUGGAAGAACAGAUCAAAAGGAAUCGUUACUAUGAAGACGAUGAUGAAGAAUAA
Molecule: messenger RNA, 2313 nt
Organism: Mesitornis unicolor (brown roatelo)
Lineage: Eukaryota; Metazoa; Chordata; Aves; Mesitornithiformes; Mesitornithidae
Gene: LIMA1
Product: LIM domain and actin binding 1
Exons: 10
Coding region: 1-2313 (770 amino acids)
Biological process (GO): actin filament bundle assembly
Cellular component (GO): actin cytoskeleton; plasma membrane
Molecular function (GO): actin filament binding
Source: RefSeq, a predicted model, not a curated record